AUGCCAAGCGAUAAAACUUUCAUUUCGAUUAAUGAUGCGAUUGAGCAUUUCAAACAGAAUAAGUUUUUAAUUGUUAUGGAUGAUGCUGAUAGAGAAAAUGAAGGAGACUUGAUUUGUGCAGCAGCAGGUGUCACAACGGAACAAUUAGCAUUUUUAGUACGCCAUUCUUCCGGGUACGUGUGUGCACCGAUGAGCAACGAAAUAGCUGACAAGCUAGAUUUACCAUUAUUGAGAACGGGAAUGAAGUUUCAGGCUAAUUCAGAUGACAGAUAUGGUACUGCGUACACAAUCACAGUGGAUAUUGCUGAAGGUACAACUACGGGUAUCUCAGCGCACGAUAGGGCAUUGACUUGCUCAAAGCUGGCAGACCCAAGCUCCAAAGCAACAGACUUUUUGAAGCCAGGCCAUGUUUGCCCAUUGAGAGCUGUAGAUGGUGGUGUAUUGAAGAGACGUGGUCACACAGAAGCUGGUGUCGAUCUGUGCAAACUGAGUGGCCUGCCACCGGUGUCAGUGAUAUGCGAAUUGGUUAACGAUAGCGACGGCUCUAUGAUGACACUAGCUAACUGCAAAGAGUUUGGUAGAGAAUAUGAUAUACCAUUGGUCUCAAUCGAGGAUUUGGUCCAGUACUUGGCGCAAAAAUAG
This is a messenger RNA of Zygotorulaspora mrakii, 642 nucleotides long. It is a transcript of the gene RIB3, whose product is annotated as 3,4-dihydroxy-2-butanone-4-phosphate synthase RIB3. NCBI's taxonomy places the organism in Eukaryota, Fungi, Ascomycota, Saccharomycetes, Saccharomycetales, Saccharomycetaceae. Bases 1 to 642 code for a protein of 213 amino acids. Gene Ontology annotation, biological process: aerobic respiration; riboflavin biosynthetic process. The transcript has a single exon. Gene Ontology annotation, cellular component: mitochondrial intermembrane space; cytosol. The record is from RefSeq and is a predicted model, not a curated record. Gene Ontology annotation, molecular function: 3,4-dihydroxy-2-butanone-4-phosphate synthase activity.